Molecule: messenger RNA, 498 nt
Organism: Bombyx mori (domestic silkworm)
Lineage: Eukaryota; Metazoa; Arthropoda; Insecta; Lepidoptera; Bombycidae
Product: E3 SUMO-protein ligase ZBED1
Exons: 1
Coding region: 1-498 (165 amino acids)
Source: RefSeq, a predicted model, not a curated record
AUGUUAGAAAGGAUGCAAAGAUUUCAAAAACCAUUGUCUCACGUUCUUGCUGAUUCUACCGACACUGAGUCUAUAUCUGGUACUGAAUGGUCUAAAGUCGAUUGCUUACUGAAAGUUAUGAAGCCGUUAUAUGAUGCUACGCAAAUAUCAUGUGGAGUUAAAUAUCUUACUUUGUCAAUGGUAAAACCCUUACUGUUUGGGAUAAUAAACGGUCUGAAUAGUAUCGAAUUUGACUACGACGAUUCAUCGGAAAGGGGACAAGAAUUUACAGAUAAUAUUUUGAAUGGUCUAGAAGUCAGAUUUUGUGAAGUUGAUCGUGAUAUUAUUUUUAAGAAGAGUACUUAUCUGGAUCCCCGAUACGAAAAUUAUUUUUAUAAAGAAGAAGAAGUUAAACAAAUAGAAGAAGAUAUUAAGCUCGAAAUCGUGCGAUUCCUGAUGCCGGGUGAUGAUUCUCAAGAACUUAAUGUUUUGACCAGAGAACGUAAGAUUUUACAAUAA